UUUUUCUCUGACACGCAAAAAAAAAAUAAAAAAAAUAGUAUUAAUCGAACAUGUAUUUAUCCACACACAGCUAUACUUCACCAACCUCGUCUUCCAUUUUCAGAGCUUGCAGGGUGCGAUUCGCUUCUACUCUCUCUCCGCCUGUGAACCAUUCGUUCUCGUCGGUUUCUCGGACCUUCGCCAGGAGUUCGCCGUCGCGCGCGUUUACGCCGCCCUCCAACGUUAGCUGCCGAUCGUUGAGCUUCUCGUCGGCGCUUCGGUCGAUCCGCUACUCUUCUUCCCAGCGGUGGAGUCACGGUGCUGAUUGGCGAUCCCCGGUCAGUCUUAGAGCGCAGAUCAGGUCUUCAUCUCCUGUUCUCGAACGCUUCGAGCGCAAGAUUGCUACCAUGGCUUCAGAACAUCCUUUUAACGGAAUUUUAUCUGGUCUUCCCAAGCCUGAAGGAGGUGAAUUUGGAAAGUUCUAUAGCCUUCCUGCUUUGAACGAUCCUAGAAUUGACAAGCUUCCAUAUUCUAUCAAGAUACUCUUAGAAUCAGCUAUACGAAAUUGUGAUAACUUCCAAGUCACAAAGGAGGAUGUUGAAAAAAUUAUUGAUUGGGAAAAUUCUGCCCCAAAGCAAGUUGAGAUCCCUUUUAAGCCAGCUCGUGUUCUGUUACAGGAUUUUACUGGAGUGCCAGCUGUGGUUGACCUUGCUUCUAUGCGGGAGGCUAUCACAGCACUUGGUAGUGACGCAGCCAAAAUCAAUCCUUUGGUUCCAGUAGAUCUAGUCAUCGACCACUCUGUUCAGGUUGAUGUAGCUAGAUCAGAAAAUGCCGUGCAGGCGAACAUGGAUCUUGAAUUCAAGAGAAACAAAGAAAGGUUUGCUUUUCUUAAAUGGGGAUCCACUGCCUUCCAAAAUAUGCUCGUUGUUCCUCCUGGUUCUGGUAUUGUCCAUCAGGUUAAUCUAGAGUAUCUUGGACGGGUUGUUUUCAACACCAAGGGCAUUCUGUACCCUGAUAGUGUUGUUGGAACUGAUUCUCAUACAACCAUGAUUGAUGGAUUGGGUGUUGCUGGAUGGGGAGUUGGAGGAAUUGAAGCCGAGGCAGCAAUGCUUGGCCAGCCAAUGAGCAUGGUUCUGCCGGGCGUUGUUGGUUUUAAGUUGACUGGAAAAUUGCGUGAUGGAGUUACUGCGACUGAUUUGGUUUUAACUGUGACGCAAAUGUUGAGAAAGCAUGGUGUUGUUGGCAAGUUUGUUGAGUUUUAUGGUGAGGGUAUGGGCCAAUUAUCAUUAGCAGAUAGAGCAACUAUUGCAAACAUGUCUCCCGAGUAUGGAGCAACCAUGGGGUUCUUCCCAGUUGAUCAUGUCACGCUACAAUACUUGAAAUUGACCGGAAGAAGUGAUGAGACGGUUGCAAUGAUUGAAGCAUACUUGCGGGCAAACAGAAUGUUCAUUGACUACAAUGAGCCUCAAGAAGAGAAAGUGUACUCAUCAUAUCUGGAUUUGGAGCUUUCUGAUGUUGAACCCUGUAUAUCAGGACCCAAAAGGCCUCAUGACCGGGUUCCUUUGAAAGAUAUGAAAGACGAUUGGCAUUCGUGUCUCGACAACAAAAUUGGGUUCAAGGGGUUUGCUAUACCUAAGGAAAAACAAGAGAAGGUUGUAAAGUUCUCGUUCAAUGGUCAGCCUGCAGAACUCAAGCAUGGAAGUGUUGUCAUAGCAGCUAUUACAAGCUGCACAAACACAUCAAACCCAAGUGUGAUGCUUGGAGCUGGUCUUGUUGCAAAGAAGGCAUGUGAACUGGGGUUAGAGGUAAAACCAUGGGUGAAAACAAGUCUUGCCCCGGGUUCUGGGGUUGUAACAAAAUAUUUGCUCCAGAGUGGAUUGCAGAAGUACUUGAACCAGCAAGGCUUUAAUAUUGUUGGUUAUGGUUGCACAACUUGUAUUGGUAAUUCUGGGGAUCUUGACGAAUCAGUUGCCUCUGCUAUUGCUGACAAUGACCUUGUUGCUGCUGCUGUCCUAUCUGGAAAUAGGAACUUCGAAGGCCGUGUUCAUCCCCUAACAAGAGCUAACUAUCUCGCCUCGCCUCCACUUGUUAUGGCUUAUGCACUUGCUGGCACGGUUGACAUUGACUUCGAGAAAGAGCCAAUUGGAACUGGAAAAGAUGGAAAAAGUGUGUAUUUCAGGGAUAUCUGGCCCACCAGUGAAGAAAUUGCACAAGUUGUUCAAUCUAGCGUACUUCCUGAAAUGUUCAAGAGCACUUACGAAGCCAUUACAAAAGGCAAUGAAUUCUGGAAUCAAUUAUCAGUGCCCUCAUCAAGCCUUUAUGGGUGGGACUCGGACUCUACGUACAUCCACAAGCCUCCAUAUUUCGAUGGUAUGACAAUGGACCCACCUGGUCCACGUGGAGUGAAGGAUGCAUAUUGCUUGCUGUUGUUUGGAGACAGUAUCACCACCGACCACAUCUCGCCAGCUGGCAGUAUCCAGAAAGAUAGUCCUGCUGCAAAGUAUUUGAUGGACCGUGGCGUCGACAGAAAGGAUUUUAAUUCUUAUGGUAGUCGUCGUGGCAAUGAUGAGGUUAUGGCUAGGGGUACUUUCGCCAAUAUCCGAAUAGUGAACAAAUUGCUCAAUGGUGAAGUUGGCCCAAAGACUGUUCACAUUCCGACAGGAGAGAAACUAUAUGUUUAUGAUGCUGCAAUGAGAUACAAGUCAUCGGGGCAGGACACUAUUGUUUUGGCUGGAGCAGAAUAUGGAAGUGGCAGUUCUCGAGACUGGGCUGCCAAGGGACCAAUGCUUCAGGGUGUGAAAGCAGUGAUAGCCAAAAGUUUCGAGAGGAUUCACCGCAGUAACUUAGUCGGCAUGGGUAUCCUUCCACUUUGCUUCAAGGCUGGCGAGGAUGCAGAAACACUUGGCUUGACAGGUCAUGAGCGCUACACCAUUGACCUUCCAGAAAAAACGAGCGAUAUUAAGCCUGGACAAGAUAUUACCGUGACGACAGAUAAUGGAAAAUCUUUCACAUGUACCUUGCGAUUUGACACAGAGGUUGAACUGACGUACUUCGACCAUGGAGGCAUCCUUCAGUAUGUCAUUCGAAACUUGAGCAAACAGUAAAGCCUUACUCUAGCGAAAGAAUUUCCGCUUUGUGUUCAACCAGUUUCCUCAUCUUUCAGAACACUCGGUCGUUGAUGCGGUGAAUAAUCUCUCAGAUGCUUGCUAAGCUGUAUUUUCCUUGUCCACAAAGUUUUUCAAUAAUCGGGGGAAAUUGAGAUGGUAUUUUACAUGGUUUCAACAUAAACGUUGUUUUGCUUUCGAUGAAACAGAAGUACUUAUACAUGUAUGCUAUCUAUGGAUAUGAAUGAUUUUGUUAUCAUUUUCUAUAUCUGUUC
Molecule: messenger RNA, 3358 nt
Organism: Erythranthe guttata (spotted monkey flower)
Lineage: Eukaryota; Viridiplantae; Streptophyta; Magnoliopsida; Lamiales; Phrymaceae
Product: aconitate hydratase, cytoplasmic
Source: RefSeq, a predicted model, not a curated record